This is a messenger RNA of Epithele typhae, 966 nucleotides long. Its product is annotated as GDSL lipase/acylhydrolase. Gene Ontology annotation, molecular function: hydrolase activity, acting on ester bonds. Bases 1 to 966 code for a protein of 321 amino acids. The record is from RefSeq and is a predicted model, not a curated record. Lineage: Eukaryota; Fungi; Basidiomycota; Agaricomycetes; Polyporales; Epitheliaceae. The transcript has 5 exons.
AUGCUUCGCUUCGCAGUCGCCGCAGUGCUCUCAUAUGCUCUCGCGCUCUCGGUGUUCGCGGCGGGGCCCACCCCGAACCAGAUCAAGAACCUCGUCACCUUUGGAGACUCGUACACGGAUAUCGAUACCCAUGCAGACGGCGGGAUCAUGUGGCCCGUCUUCGCCGCGCAAGACGGGAACCUCGCCCUCUUCCCGUUCGCCAAGUCCGGCGCGACGUGCAGCAACAAGCUCACCCCGCGCGUCUUCCCGGGCGUGUUCGACGACGAGCUCCCCGCAUACUUUGCCGCGAAGGCGAACGGUUCGCUCGGGCGGCUCUCCCCUGCGGAGACCAUGUACACGCUCUGGAUCGGGACGAACGACGUUGGGGCCGGCACGCUGCUCACCGGGCAAGCGAACCCUGGCGUCACUGUGGUCGACACGACGGCGUGCGCGGUGAACUGGGUCAGCGCGUUGUACAAGUCGGGCGCAAGGAACUUCAUCUUCCAAAACAUGAUCCCACUUGAGACGACGAUCCUCUACGCCGCAGACUCGUAUCCGAACCGCUUCUGGACCGCGGAGCGUAACACGACCGAGUGGAGCGUCUUCAUGCGCGAGCUCACCACCUCGGGCAACGCCAUCGCGAAACUCAUGCUCCAGGCCCUCGCGCCCACCCUCCCAGGUGCCCACAUCGGCCUCUUCGACUCGCACACGCUCUUUGCGCAGAUGUUCGCGCAGCCGCAGCGCUUCCUGAACGGCACCGCGCCGCUCAACGUCACCGGCUGCGCGCACUCGUGCGUCUUCGCGCCGAACGAGCGCACGAGCGACCCGGGCGUGUGCACCGACGCCGUCGGCACCGACCAGGACAGCUUCCUCUGGUUCGACGAGCUCCACCCGUCGGUGCAGGCGGAGCGGGUCGUGGCGAAGCUUAUAGCUGCAGCGAUCCACAGGCAGCCGGAGGCGGACGAGUUUAUUACGUGGCUGUCGUGA